Messenger RNA from Lethenteron reissneri (Far Eastern brook lamprey), 1988 nucleotides. RefSeq names its product progranulin-like. The record is from RefSeq and is a predicted model, not a curated record. Gene Ontology annotation, cellular component: extracellular region. NCBI's taxonomy places the organism in Eukaryota, Metazoa, Chordata, Hyperoartia, Petromyzontiformes, Petromyzontidae.
AACAGUAAAUGAAGGACUGUAAACCUUACAUUCUGCCUUCAUCACUUGACAAAGGUUACCACCACCAAUCACGGCGGGUCAUGUAUGGGGGGUGGUGCUCUGAGUCGCUGAUUUAACGUCUGAAGCUGCUUUGAAGCGAAUCCUCAUCAGAAGCCAUGCCUCCCUGGCUGCAACAACAGCUGCUGCUGCUGCUGAUCGUGCCUUGUAUCGUAUUCGUGCCGGUGGCUGCCGAUGUUUGCCUCGAUGGCAAGCACUGCGGGUCUGCCCAGUGCUGCCUCUAUUCGUCCGGGUGGGAUUGCUGCCGCUGGGAGAAGAUUGCUGAAGAUAGUGACGUCAUUCCAGCAGUCGCUCUCCCUCCUGCGGAAUCUGAAGACUCCAUCGACUGCUCCGGCCCCAUCUGCUUGCACAGUGGAGAACCACUCUGCUGUCCUGCCCCAGCAGGUGUUUGCUGUACCGAUGGAAGAGCAUGCUGUGCUGCAGACAACACAUGCAUCACUGUUGAGGACAUGCAUGUGUGUUACCCUGAAGGUGGCUGGAAACGCACAGGUCAGCCGACAAGUGCAAGCCCAAAACAGCAUCAGGAAGGUUGCAUGGAUGACAGAGGCUGUCCUAAGGACAAACAUUGCCAGAGAGUGAGUGGCAGUCAUCAGGGCGAGUGCCAACUCUCAGCCGAGGUCAACCCCUGGGCAAAGAUGGAGGUGGCACUGCCCACCCUUACGACAACUGCUGCAGCUGUUGUCACCAAGGCUGCUUCCCUGCCCUGGGAGAAGCAAGCGACCAGUGUCUCAUGUGCAAAUCGCCGGUACUGCCCCGGCGACAGCACAUGCUGUCGCCUCCCGGCUGGAUCGUGGGGAUGCUGCGGUGUGCCAAACGCGGUGUGCUGUGCUGACGGGGUGCACUGCUGCCCAGCUGGUCACGUGUGCAUGGAGAAGUAUUGUAUGAAAUCCAGCGAGGAAAAUUCUGUGUUGGUGAAACCAUAAGGAUUUCAUACUGUGGCAGCCCAACUUCUCAACAGCUACAUCCUUAUGGAACUUUCCACCAGUGCUGAAGUUGUAUGCAUCAAAAGCCACCUCCCAUCAAUGCCCCGGCUCCAAUUUUAACACACAGUGAAACUCCUUAUGUACCCUCCUAUUAUUUGAGUGAAAUUGUUCACGCCUUAGCGUUGUCCAUCUGUCCAUCGGGUCAUAAUUAUCUGGAAAACAUUUGUCAAAAAUGUAAUGUUAAUAUAAAGUUGUGUUGCUAUUACGAACGUAUCCUGCAGCAAAGCAUUUAAAUUGAUCGAGGGGGUUUCUGAGAAAUUGGCUGAAAACACCAAGUGAUUGUGAAGAAACCUUUCAGUCAAGGCACACCUCGCCUCAUUUACUGAUGACAUCAUUACUUCGUGAGAUCAACUCAUCAUGUGUGGGAAUCCUGUCUUGAUAUCACAACUCAUGUGCUUGAAAGAAAUUGUUAUUUUUGAUAAUUAAACAUUUUUUAAGGACAUGCUUGUAGGAAAGCGUCACGUAUUCAAUGUGUAUGCAUGAUUUUUCCUCUGUUAAUAUUGCUCGUGUGUUUUUUGCACGGAUAAGAGGAGUAACUCAGAAUUAAUGGCAAUGAAUUCAUAAAUUCAUCAUUCGAGUGUUGGUCAUGGCUAACAGUGACAAGUGAUAUAUUAACCAGCUGCGAGUUUUUAGCCAACCCACAUUGUGAGCAGCAAAAAAAAGUGCAGUAAUUUGCUUUGUUGUACUGUACUAUGCCCACCUUCACUAACCUGCACUAGCCAGCAUGGUGAAGUGUAUUAACUUAAUCCUCACAACGAAGAUAUGAUCAGCACUGGUGUGGGGGGGGGGGGCAGUGGUAAGGAAUCUAACUCCGAUUAAAAGGUUCAUAGCACAGUAUACCAAUCACUGUGCCACUGCUCCCCAUAUUUAAUUUAAUAAUUGAAAAUAUUACAUUUAUAACUAAACUUCCCUAAACCUCCACCAAUAAAGUACACUCUUGCACACCUA